Molecule: messenger RNA, 1391 nt
Organism: Branchiostoma floridae (Florida lancelet)
Lineage: Eukaryota; Metazoa; Chordata; Leptocardii; Amphioxiformes; Branchiostomatidae
Product: arylacetamide deacetylase-like
Exons: 5
Coding region: 100-1365 (421 amino acids)
Cellular component (GO): membrane
Molecular function (GO): carboxylic ester hydrolase activity
Source: RefSeq, a predicted model, not a curated record
GUUUACUGAUUGUGUAAUAAACAACAACACAUUAUACAAUCAGUAAACACAGGUCAAAGUUCAGUUCGCGUACUUCACCAGAGUCCCCAGCAGUGAACGAUGCAUGUGCCAGUCAUGUCUCGUGUGCGCUCAGUGGUGGUUUUGCUGGUCGGAAGCUCGUUUGGAGGCCUAGUGAUGGCAUGGAAGCUUGGAGUUGUCCUGCAGAUGUUAGGGCUGACUCUAUCAGCUGUGACGUUGUGUCUGUGCUACCUGUGCUACUCCCCCGCACCGCAAGGUGUCACAGAGCCGUGGAAGACGACCGUCAUCAUGUCCUUCAUGCGGUUUGCCGGUAUAGUGGUUCGUGGUUACAAAACCCUCGGGUUCGGAGAGAGUCUAGAUAUCGUUAGGGCGACGUUUGGGAAUAUGAAAGUCCCAUGUCCAGCUGAGGACCCCCGCCUGACUAUCCAGGACAUGACGUUCGGUGACGUCAAGGUAAAACUAUAUCGCCCCAAGGCCAGACACGGUGAACAGUUGGCAGGUGUGCUGUACUUCCACGGCGGAGGGUGGGCCUUCGGUUCGGUCGAUCAAUAUGACCCAUUUAACCGGUACAUUGCGAUCAACACCGGCGCAGUUGUUGUCUGUGUAGACUAUCGACUUGCUCCAGAGUACAAAUUUCCAACACCCCUCGAAGACUGCCUCCACGCCACAGAAUAUUUCCUAGAACACUCUGAAUACUACAAUGUUGACUCUUCCCGAAUCGGUGUCCUCGGCGAUAGUUCAGGGGGUAACCUGGCCGCUGCCGUCGCAUUAAAACUCAAUCGUCCAGAGAAAAACCUUCCGCCAUUAAAGUUUCAAUCUCUGCUAUACCCAGCACUUCAGGCCUUAGACUUCCGAACGGACUCGUACAAACGUGGAAACAGCAUGGACAUCUUAACCAUUGACAUGAUGACUUUUUAUUGGUGUAUCUACCUAACUGGUAGCCAUGCCCGGCACCCGGACUUUUCCAGUAACAACCACGUUCCACCCGAGUUGAGAAAACGUCUUUACUCUGUGGGUACUGUCAGAUCAAAGGACAAUAACCCGGUCAUGAAUUUGCCUGAUGAUAUGAAGGACAUCGUGAAUCCGUAUUUUGCCCCACUGGUAGCUGAUGAUGCCGACCUAAGGGGUCUUCCCCCAGCAUACAUCCUAACCUGUGGGUUUGACGUGUUGGGGGAUGACGGGAUAAUGUAUGCCAAGCGGUUACAAACUGUGGGCGUUCCUGUUGUUCAUGACCACCUGGAGAGUGCUUUUCAUGGCAUUGCCGUCAUGGGUUUCAAACCGUUCUCUUACAGUUUGGGGCGGGAAUCCUUGAAAAGGGUAGUUGACAUUCUUCGAGAAAAUCUGUAGGGAUGCACCACCCAGCUGAUGAUGUG